AUGGCUGGUUGCAUGUCAACCCCAUCCAAAACAAUUAAAUCAUGGAAAAAACACUGUCAGCAGGUCAUCAAACACCCUAGAAAGGCAACCUGCUCCGCUUCAGAUGGUACCAAGAAAAGAAAUACCAGUUUCAAGAAAAUAAAUAGUGAUGCAGGAGCUCGCGUGAGUGACUAUGCUGUCAGUGAGUUUGUUGAUGUGGACUUUGAGAAUGGUGCAACAACUACUCACAGAAGAUCUAAGGUUUCUAAUUCAACAUUCCAUCUCACCCAGCUGCAAUGGCACCACAGUCAAUAUGAUUCAAAUGUAAUUUUCCAAGAGGAAGCUUGGUUUGACUCAGUGAGUAUUCUGGGAAUAUCUCAAGUGGCCAAGUACUUCAGGAUGAAAGAUCUGCUCGCUUUGUUGAUAAUGUGUGGCUGUGAGCUUUCUCGCUUAGGGAAGGCUGAUGAAGUUUGCAAUAAGAGGAGGAAUAUAUUAGAUCACUCUUAUGGAAGCUUUAAAGGACUUAUAGAGGAUGGACGUGAUUCUAAUGAAAAAAUUCAAGACAAUGCCCUGAAAUCCGGCUUAUCUCGAUUGGUACGUAGUUUGGUUCUACAGUCCCAGAGAAAACCAUCAGCCGUUUUCAGACUUUCUUUUAAAAGGAGAUCCUGUUAUGCAGAAGAAACCAUUGAACAAUGUCAAUCAAAAAGGUUUCUGUAUUGGCCUAGACCGGGAUAUAUCAUUCCAUGUUGCAGAGUAGAGAAGCCGACUUCAGGAUCUUGGUCUGAGAUUCCACCCUCAACUUUUAAAUUCCAUGGCGAGAACUAUUUCAAAAAGAUACAUCACAUUGCCCAGCAUCUUGAGCUUCCCAAAGUGAAAGCAAAUGGGAAAGUGUUCAUUGUAAACAUACAGUUGCUCACUUAUCCUGCUGCAAUGUUUCUUGGUGAUAGUGAUGGGGAGGGGAUGAGUCUUGUAAUGUAUUUCAAAGUUUCUGAGAAUUUUGAUAAAGUCAUCUCUCCUCAAUUCCAGGACAGCAUCAGGAAAAUGGUUGACGAUGAGACAGAAAAAGGAUUUGCAAAGGACUCCACUGUACCUUUUAGAGAAAGACGUUUUGCCCCUUUCUUUUGGUUGGGCCGGCUACCGCCACAGGACAAGAGAUUCAGCUUUGGAUUUCUCCUCCUAAAUCCUAAUGGGUUGUUGGGAUUAAUGAAGACUGCUUGUCGCUAA
This is a messenger RNA of Prunus armeniaca (apricot), 1203 nucleotides long. Lineage: Eukaryota; Viridiplantae; Streptophyta; Magnoliopsida; Rosales; Rosaceae. The record is from the annotation of a GenBank genome assembly.